CUUUGUCAGGGCCAACCCAGAGGCCUGGACACCUGCAUUCAUCUGCACAACUGCCUUCCUAGAUCUCCCCUUUCCAUCUUUGGGAUGAGAGCCCAGCGCCCAGGGCUCAGCAGGACCCUGACUCCUCUCUGUGAGGUCCCUUUCCUUUGCCUAUUUGAGUACUGGUGGUGGCUGCCUGCUGGCUUUGAAGCCCCGCCUCCAGCUCACAUCCAAUCAGAGUCCCUCCUUUUGGGGGCUGGGCUGAAGGGCUGCACUUAAGGCUGGUAGCUCUCUGGCACUAGGCUCCCAGGCGGGGAUGAUGCACUGCUGCUGCUGCUGCUGUCGCCACUGCCAGCAACUGCCCUGUACGGUGGGGCUGCUGCUGCUGCUGCUGCUGUUACCACCAUUCGUCCCUGUAUCUCCCCUGGAGGCAGCUGCCAGAGGCCCAGGCCACUGUGACCACAUAUAUCAGGGUUUUGCUGAGUGUCUCAUCCGCUUGGGGGACGGCAUGGGUCAAGGAGGUGAGCUGGAGACCAUUUGCAGGUCUUGGAAUGACUUCCACACCUGCGCCUCUCAAGUCCUGUCAGGCUGCCCGAAGGAGGCGGCUGCUGUGUGGGAAUCCCUACAGCAAGAAGCUCGCAGGGUCCAGAACCCGGAUAACUUACACACCCUGUGUGGUGCCCCUGUGCAUGUCCUGGAGCAUGGCACAGGUCCCGAGGUCAACCAGGAGACACUGAGGGCGACAGCAUCCGCCCCGACCCCAGCCCCUGCUCCCUUGCUGCUGGGGGCUGCUCUGGCAUUUGUUUGCCUCCUGGGGCCCCUGGCCUAGCCAUUGGAGUUGGGUAGCAGUGCCCCUGCCCCCACCCCUGCCUUGGUGGCUGCCCUCCAGGCUCUGAAGAGUGCGUUCAGCUUUCAUUAAAAGUAUUUAUAUUUGUA
Molecule: messenger RNA, 915 nt
Organism: Artibeus jamaicensis (Jamaican fruit-eating bat)
Lineage: Eukaryota; Metazoa; Chordata; Mammalia; Chiroptera; Phyllostomidae
Gene: NRN1L
Product: neuritin 1 like
Exons: 3
Coding region: 296-808 (170 amino acids)
Biological process (GO): nervous system development; neuron projection extension
Cellular component (GO): plasma membrane
Source: RefSeq, a predicted model, not a curated record